Molecule: messenger RNA, 1429 nt
Organism: Phoenix dactylifera (date palm)
Lineage: Eukaryota; Viridiplantae; Streptophyta; Magnoliopsida; Arecales; Arecaceae
Source: RefSeq, a predicted model, not a curated record
UACGAAAAUGCCUCGCUAUGAUGAUCGCUCUGGUGGGACACGCCUUUAUGUUGGUCGGCUGUCAUCUCGCACUCGUCCACGCGAUCUUGAAGACCUUUUCAGCAGAUAUGGAAGGUUGUUGGGUUUUUGCCCAACCGGGAGGUCUGUGGUGCCCUUGGUGGAAUUGGUGGCUAUUCUUGCAAAGUUUAUAAGAGACUUUGGCGAUUCUUUCUGUAGUGUUAUUGCGUGUUUUUAUGGAAUUGGCUGCAACCACAAAGUGGUGUUUUGUUCUUCUGAGGGGCGAAGUAACAUACCCUCCGCUACUUAAGUCAUGAUGGCCUUACUGUUUCUGGCAACCAUUUCCGCAGAGUACGAGAUGUGGACAUGAAGCGUGACUAUGCCUUCAUUGAAUUUAGCGAUCCUCGAGAUGCGGAUGAUGCUAGAUACAGCUUAGACGGGCGAGAAUUUGAUGGAGGUCGUAUUAUAGUUGAAUUUGCAAGAGGGGGUCCACGUGGUCCUAGGGGUUCACGUGAAUAUCUUGGAAGAGGUCCUCCUCCUGGAUCAGGCCGUUGCUUUAACUGUGGGAUUGAUGGCCACUGGGCUCGAGACUGCAAAGCUGGGGACUGGAAGAACAAAUGUUACCGCUGUGGUGAAAGAGGUCAUAUAGAAAGAGACUGCCAAAAUAGUCCCAAGAAUAUCAGGCACGAGCGAAGUUAUUCACGUUCGCCAACCCCUCGCCGUGGUAGGAGCCGGAGUCGGAGCUACAGUCGGAGCCGUAGUUACAGUCGAUCCAGGUCUCCUGCACCUAGAAGAGAUGGGCGCAGCAUAGAACGUGAUGAGAGGAGAUCAAGGAGCCCUAGAUACAGCAGGAGCCCAAAGUCGAGGAGUCCGUCUCCAAUGAAGGGGAGGAAGCGCAGCUUGUCACCUGAUGGUAGCAGGAGUCCACAAGAGAGGAUGAGCCCUCCACCUAAGGAACGCAGGGAAGCUGAUCGCAAUGGGUCAGAUUACGGUGAGAGCCCCAGGAGGAGGGAGAACAGCAGGAGCCCCAUGAGCCAGGGGAGAGAGAGCCCUCCUAUGGACCGAAGGAGUCGGAGCCCCGAGACUAAUGGGAGGAGUCCGAGUCCAAGGGACGACAGGGAUGACGGUAAUCAUGUCUCUCCUAGAGGCAGCGAGUCUCCACAAGACUGAGGGGGACUGAGGUUUGGUAUUGUUAGCUAGUUCUAUAGAACUUUCAUCGGCAGGUGCCUCCAUAAGUACUGUGUACUAUUCUCUUAAAACCAGUGACUGAUGAACAUUGCUUGCUUUUGAAAUUGUCUUUCAAAUACUUGAUUUCAGCAACAUGUUAUUGUCGUUUUUUGCGGAGCAAUAAGCUUGAUGGCACCUACAUUUAUCGGUGGGGUUGUUAACAAUUAAGUUUGAGCAAUCCAGGCUUAGCUCAAGCUAGCUUGUU